This is a messenger RNA of Cladophialophora carrionii CBS 160.54, 1671 nucleotides long. RefSeq lists its product as uncharacterized. NCBI's taxonomy places the organism in Eukaryota, Fungi, Ascomycota, Eurotiomycetes, Chaetothyriales, Herpotrichiellaceae. Gene Ontology annotation, biological process: protein targeting to membrane; peptidyl-L-cysteine S-palmitoylation. The record is from RefSeq and is a predicted model, not a curated record. Bases 1 to 1671 code for a protein of 556 amino acids. The transcript has 2 exons. Gene Ontology annotation, cellular component: extrinsic component of endoplasmic reticulum membrane; endoplasmic reticulum palmitoyltransferase complex.
AUGCGCCAGCAGCACGAGCAGAAGCCAGACCCCGAGAGCAGACUUCGAGGUACCGGCACCAAUCUCAAUCUCCCCUUUCCACCCAUCCACGUCCACGUCCACGUCCACGUCCACGUCUUCGUCUACGUCCGCACCCACGAGGCAGCUUCCGCCAACACCGCGGCGACCAUUGCCCUUGCCUGCACUAUUGCCACCACGGAUCCCUCAGACCUCAACGGCGGCCAUUUAUCACCGCGGGCGCUUGAAAAACAACCCGUCAGAGAUGCACGCGAGUUGACCCCCGAUACCCACCUUUACAUCUCGAAACCAUUGCCUCCUCCACCAACAGCAGCACGAGCACCAGCACCUGCCGAAUCGCGCAACUCAUACCGGAGAUCCUUCUUGGAAGCACUGCUGCCGCGCCAAUACCAGAAAAAGGUCCUUCCGCCAGACACCCGCUCAGCCACGUCUCGCGUGCUCAAUCCUAUUAAUUACGUCCCUCGACCGACCCCCGUGAGGGUACAGCCAGAACGACCAAAGCAUAUACCUCAGCUUGACACGGACUUGCGGGGCGUCGGCGAAGUCAAUACCUUGCUCACCUUGCCAGAGCAACGCCGCUCGCGGCAGCACUCGCCUACAGAUCCCAUAGUCGAGCACAGCCCCCAUCUGACUCCCACCGGCGACCGUACCAGCAUCGCACUUCCCUCGAACCUCGAACAACGCGGCACUGCACACCCUCCAGAAUCCUCUGCUUGGGGAGGCACCGCUGGACUGAUGGUUGACCUAGAAAAGCAAGACUCUUCGACUAAUGGCAUCAGACAGCCGGAGAAAACACAGACGAUACCGACCUCGAAAUACAAUGCCGAAAAUAUAGCAACGCAACAAGGCUCCUCUGUGCUAGCACAGAGUUACGGCGUCAACCCUCUCGAUCAACCACUCCAGCCUCCUCGUCGGAUCACUUCCCACAAAUCACUGAAACGCGCUCAAUCUGCAGCGUCGAUACACUCGGCCGGUUUCCUCGGCGGCAGGACGUACACAGACCCUACGCACCCACCCACCACCGGUGCCUCGCAAUCCGACGCAGAACGAGGUCUCUCCCGCCAUGAUGGCACGGAAGACGGUGAAGACGAUGGAGGCGUCGCAGAAGAACUCGCCUGGGGCCCGUCCCACCCGUGCUUCCCUCACGUAAAUCCGCACGUCCCGCUCAGCAGCAGAGAAUACACGGCCACGCGGAUAAUCCGCGUUCGAAGAGACUGGAUGGUCGCAGGUGACCUGGCGCCCACGUUCUCGAACAUCUACCCUGAGAUCCUGGACCCGCUGAUGCAGGAGGCCGAGUUUCGGUAUGUGAUAGAGCAUAUCAAUCAGACAUUAUGUCAAGCGUACGACCCGUUCAGCGCAUGGAAUUGGUUCGAUGGAAUCCUGGGCGUGCUCACCGGCUGGUUCUGGGAGGAUUUCCGACCUUGGGGCCUCAAGGGGGCGCUGACUGGACUGGAAGAGUGGCUGGAAGAUUGGAAUCAUACUGUGGGAGCGCGGGACGGGGUCAAGAUUAUCCCACUCCGACGGACGGGGUAUCUAUGCCUAGAUGUGCAGAUUCCCGAUCCUCAAGUCAGAGUCGUCGGAGAGGACGAAAGCCAGGCGAGGCCGAAUACUGAUGGGGAAGGCACGGCGCCACCUACCGCAAAGCAGCCUUGA